Messenger RNA from Ceratina calcarata, 1073 nucleotides. RefSeq names its product yippee zinc finger protein (gene Yippee). The transcript has 3 exons. Lineage: Eukaryota; Metazoa; Arthropoda; Insecta; Hymenoptera; Apidae. The record is from RefSeq and is a predicted model, not a curated record. The coding region runs from base 333 to 758 and encodes 141 amino acids.
CGUCAACAAUUUCAGACUCGUGCGACGUGCGACGGUGCGACACGAAAUCCCAUAAGGCUGCCACUGUUUAGUAACCAUUAGUAACCUCUCCUUGGUGAAGGAUGGUAGAUAAUAUACAUACAUACAUUUUUCACUUUUCAAUUCAUAUUUUGGUACUUACUUAAAUAGUAGUUUAUCAUAUGAAGAGGAGAGGAAAAGACAGAAUCGAAGGAACGUUUACGUUUGACAACACUUCUCUUCGUAGAUGGCGUUUAGUAGUAUCGUUAUCGUACACCAUUGUCCACACGGGAUGUGUUGAAGCUGCUCGAUGAAUUCAAGCGCUUGGCGCUUGUAUGCCGUUGUGUAGGUGUACGUAUCGCGUUGUAUGUGACAGGAAUCCAGAAGUUGGAUUCGCGAUAUUAAGAAUGGGCGUAAUAUUUUUGGAACACAUCGGAGGCACCCGCUUAUUCUCUUGCGCAUCCUGUGACACGAAUCUCACAAACAGAGGUCAGCUGAUAAGCACGCGUUUCACGGGUGCCACAGGCCGUGCUUUUCUCUUUAACAAAGUCGUCAACUUGAAUUACAGUGAGGUACAGGAUAGAGUGAUGUUGACGGGUCGUCACAUGGUCCGAGACGUCAGCUGCAAAAACUGUGAUGCUAAGCUUGGGUGGGUGUAUGAAUUUGCAACAGAUGAUAAUCAACGAUACAAGGAGGGACGAGUCAUACUGGAGCGUGCAUUAGUUACGGAGAGUGACGGAAUGGGAGACAAUAUAUUUUAAUAUCUUACACGUAGCGCUGGAUAGAAUAAGAAUCUUAUAGUCAAUUGUGAAAUCUACAGUUUUCUUUCGCAAUGUUUUUGGGUUAACUUCAAAAACUUCUACGAGUGUAUAAAGAUCUACAUUUAGUAUUUCAUAUUUUUGUAAACGACAAAUGUAUUGUUUUUGUUAUUUUAUUUUUCAAGUUACUUUCCAUUUCGACAUAUACAUGCUAAGUCUAUCUCACUAGUUAGUUCUAAAUACUAUAGAAUUUAUCUGUAAAAGAAAUGAAUGAUAUUGGGUAUAUAAAGUGAAUGAAAUAAACGAGUAUGUCUAUUA